Lactuca sativa (garden lettuce) is the source of this 1703-nucleotide messenger RNA. RefSeq lists its product as uncharacterized. The record is from RefSeq and is a predicted model, not a curated record. Lineage: Eukaryota; Viridiplantae; Streptophyta; Magnoliopsida; Asterales; Asteraceae.
AAGCAUAAAAUUAUUUUAUUGUAUGAACUCGUUCCUUCGUUGAUCCCGAAGGAAUCAUUGGGGUCUCCAUCAAGAUUCUGCAAGGCAAUCAAGGAGUGAGCUCAUAGGAGAUCUUCCCAUUGAAUCCUUCAAAAAUCUUGAUGAGUACAGCCAAUUUAUUCAUCUUCGGUUCUUGAUUCCUCAAAUACUCGUUUCUUUCUUCAUCAGCUGUUCAUCUGUUCGUCAAUCAUCUUCAAUCCCAUAUCAUCAUUGCUCUCAACCCCACAGCUUCCACCAUGGAAGCUUCAAUCAGCAGAUCAUUGAUAAAAUUCACCAAUCGAAACUCCAUAAAUACAAUCCUUCAUUCUAACCGCCAUCCAUUCAAACUCUCCCCACACCCGUCGCCACCCGUCUUCUCACCCUUCACCACACUCGCUACUCUCUCACUCUCAAACCCUAAUUCUCACGCUCGCAAUCAUUUCCCCAAUUGGAAACCCUCUCAUUUCACCCCAUCUUCGUUCCAAUCAAAUGUCAAUCCUCCAAUCUCCGCCGAUCGUUUUGCUCGCAUUUUAUCGGGCCACAACGACAAGUCUUUUGAAUGGAAGUUCGCUGACCGGGAACAUGGCGGAGAAUUAGGGUUUCUUCCCGAGGAUAAGCGGGCGGCGGUGACCGUGGUGGUGUUAGGCUGGCUAGGAUCGAGGCAGAAGCACUUGAGGAGAUACGCUGAGAUGUAUAACCUGUUUGGUAUGGAUGCUGUUACACUUCCUGCUCCAGUUAACGAUGUGCUUGGUUUCCAUUGGGGGAGGAAAUUGGAGUCAAGAGUUGCAGUAUUGACUGACGAGCUUGUGUCAUGGUUGGAGGAGAAGGAGAACGAUGGAAAGGACCGGUUCUUGAUCUUUCAUACCUUCAGUAACACUGGUUGGCUUGCCUAUGGUUCUAUUCUGAACAAAUUGCAAGGCAGACAAGAGCUACUGGAGAAGAUCAAAGGGUGUGUCGUUGAUUCUGGAGGAGACCCAGAGCUUGAUCCUAAGGUAUGGGCAGCUGGAUUCACUACAGCUUUGCUUAAAAAACAAAGCUCUGCAGUUAAUUCUUCCUCUGAAUCAAUGGAAGCAAAAAAUGUCAAUUCAGAUGAUAAAGAACUUGAAUUCAUUGAGGUCUUCCUUCUUACAUUAUUUGAGAAGUUCUUUGCUUAUCUUCUUGAAUUACCAGAUAUAAAGAAGAGAUUGACAGAAGUAACAUCGACUCUAUCAGAAAACCAGCCUUCUCAUCCACAGCUGUAUCUAUACAGCACAGCUGAUAAGGUGAUUCCAUUUCAUAAAAUAGAAUCAUUUGCUGAACACCAAAAGAAAUUAGGAAAAAAAGUCACGACUUUUAACUUCAAAUCGACCCCACAUGUGGAUCAUUAUAGAACUUUCACGGAUACGUAUCGGUCUUUGGUUCAAAUUUUCUUAAAAGACUGUUUUGCCCUUGAAGGUAAGCAAUUGUGUAAUGUAGUGAAGUGAGAUUGAAAGGUAGAGAAUUAAUAGAAUGGUUUCUUGGUUUCUUACUUUUACUUGAGAUGUAUUUAUACAUAGUUCUCUUAUAGGGUAACAGAAUACAACUAACCAUGGAAUAUAAGCGGAUGGGUCCCACAAAACAGACUGUCUUGUACUGUGUUUGGUGUGAAUUGGAUUUGUAUUGAGAUUGAGACUCAUAUCAAUGCAACUAAAAUAAUUUAAGUUUUA